AGGAUGCUCCACACUUGGGACCAAAGCUUGGAUCAAAGCUCAAAAAGAACAGCAUGUUACAAUCGUCCAUCACAGCCUUCACCAAAGGCAGCUCCAAACCUGCUGCAGGACACACAGGACCUCGCCCUAUAGCAGCUGUGGCUCCUCACAGAUCGCCAGGUAGUUUUCAGUCAGGGCUAAAGAGGAAGAGAACUACUCUACCAGUGGACCUGUCAUUGGAUGACGAUGAUGACUUUGCAGAGACCUCAAUCAGACAAAGUCAACUUCUGAAAAAAUCACCCAGAUCAAGUUUGAAGGUCAGAACUGACAAGGUGCCAGAGGAUGUGGUGGAGGAUUCUGAAGAGGAGGAGGAUGUAGUUCAUCAGACAAAACGUAGACGACCAGCAGCCAUUGUUAGUGAUGAUGAAGAUAAUGAGGCAGCCAUUAUGGACCCUCCUGCUGGAGUCCAUCCAGGGGGAGAUAACCCAAAUCAUGACUCUGGUGCAGAUAAUGCAAGUAAUCAAGUAGAGGAGGAUUUUGUUAAUCAUCCAUUGCUGUCAAGAAGUGUCACAAAGGUUGACCACGCCUACAAGGAGGAGACUCGUCACCUGUUGUUACAUGUGAUGGAUGAGGUGUGUGAUAUUGUUGGCCGGAUCAGCAUGUCAGACUUAAUGAGUGUCACCUGGGACAAUUACGAGAGGCUUCAGAAGCUACUUGGAGCUAGGAAAAUGAUUAAAGACAAAUCCAUGGACUUCCCUGUACUGGGCUCUUUAACAUUUUGUUCGAAUGAAAAGAAAACAUGCCCCAAAGCUGUUACCUCAGACGCGCUGAGAUUUGUGGCCAAUAGACUUGAGCCUAGCACUCCUUCUGCUGGUUGUCAGAAGUCCUGGAAUUCCAUGUCUGUACAAGGGACAAACUCUACCUCAACACCUGUGGCUAGUGUUUCCAAAGACAUCCCUUUCUGUCAGUCCAAAGCUCCCACACCACCGGUCAGUCGGUGCAAUGCUUCGAGUCUUUCCAUGACUAAAGGGUCACCUAUUCCGUGUGGGGAUAGCUUCUUCGAGGGGGAAUCUCCAUUCACACAGGCUCAGGUUGACUUUGUGCAAAACUUACAGCCAUCAAACUCUUCAUCUACAAACAAACCCAAAAAAGUUAGCUUCUCAAAUAGAAAUUCAGAGGCUUACCAGUUGCCUUCCAAGAAGGACUUUUUUGAUGAUGAAUUGCCAGAUAUAUCGUCUCAGCCCGAGACGCCUCAGAAGCGAUUAGAUUUCCAACCAAAUAACGUGAAAUAUCCGAAAACGUCAAGCUCAAGUUCUUACUGUAACAACAACAACAACAGAACAUCCAUUUCAAAUGCUCAGACUCCCACUGCCAGUUCUCAGGACAGUCUCCCUAUGGAUGAUGUGUUUGAUUCCCAGAUAUUUUCUGACCAGUUUGAGGAUGAUCUGGAAAACCUCAUAGACAUGGCUGAACGUUACGAGACGAAAAACCAGGGAAAACCAUCUCCGGCUCAUUCUCAACACACUGUUCAGAUUAAAAAAGAUGCAUCCAUGUUGUCAUCCAAGAAUACCCCAUCAAAACAGUUCUGUGAGAGAUCUAGCAACCAAGAUUCUUACCAGCCUUUGUUCAGUAAGAAUGACAAAGAUGAUGGCAGCACUGGGGAGUUUGAUGGCAAUUCUUAUCCACAUUCUAAUGACAUGCUGAAAGUCUUCAAAAACAUUUUUGGGCUGCGGCAGUUCCGCACCAACCAGCUACAAGCUAUCAACGCAGCUCUCUUAGGAUUUGAUACCUUUAUUCUCAUGCCAACAGGUGGUGGGAAAAGUUUGUGUUACCAGUUACCAGCCCUUGUGACUAAGGGUGUAUCUGUGGUUGUCUCCCCUUUAAGAGCGUUGAUACAAGAUCAAGUUCAGCGACUGGUAUCCUUUGGUAUCCCAGCUGCCCACCUGUCCAGUGAUGUGGAUGUCGCUCAGGCUGACAUGAUCUACAGACAAAUCUUUAUGAAAGAACCAAUCAUUAAGCUGCUGUACGUCACACCAGAAAAGCUGAGUGCCAGUGAGAAGUUGCUAAAUGCUCUGUCACACUUGUACAAGCGUAAAUUGCUAGACAGGUUUGUCAUUGACGAGGCCCACUGCGUCAGUCAGUGGGGUCACGAUUUCCGCCCUGACUACAAGCGUCUUAAUGUGUUACGGCAGAGGUUUGAAGGAGUUCCCACCAUGGCUUUGACAGCCACUGCCACGCCCCGUGUCCGUAAAGAUAUCAUACAUCAACUUUCCAUGCACAAUCCAAAAUGGUUUAUGCAGAGCUUCAAUCGUCCAAACCUAAAGUAUCGAGUCCUGCCAAAGAAAGGGAAAUCCACGACUUCUGAAAUGAUUAACAUGAUGCAGUCUGUCUUCAGGGGAGAGUGUGGUAUUGUCUACUGUCUAUCCAGGAAGGAUUGUGACUCUACAGCUCAGGAGCUACGGCGUGCAGGAAUCAAGGCUGAGGCCUAUCAUGCUGGCCUGAGUGAUGGUGAUAGGGUGGCUGUGCAGGAGAAGUGGAUUAACAGUGACGCCUGUAAGGUUGUGUGUGCCACAAUUGCAUUUGGUAUGGGUAUCGACAAGCCUGAUGUGAGGUUUGUGUUCCACUUUUCCCUACCCAAGUCUGUGGAAGGUUACUACCAGGAGGCUGGCAGGGCAGGAAGGGACGGGCUGCUGGCUCACUGUAUCCUCUACUACAACUACCAGGAUGUGAUGAGACAUCGCAGGAUGAUAGAGAUGAACACAGAUGCAUCGUAUGAGUCUAAGAAGGUUCACAUGGACAACCUGUUCCAGAUGGUGAGGUACUGUGAGAACCAGGCCGACUGCCGGCGCUCUCAGAUACUCCAGUACUUUGGGGAGAACUACUUUGACCGCACACAGUGUAACGUGUACAGAGGUGCUACCUGCGACACAUGUGAAUCUCAGAAUUCGUUUGAGACUCGGGAUGUGACAGAAGAUGCUAAGCUGAUUGUGAAGGGUGUGCGGGAAAUGACCUCAGGCAGGGGGAGACAAUUCACUCUGCUUCACAUUUCAGAAGUCUUCAAAGGAUCUCAGAAUGUUAAGGUGAAGGCAGCGGGUCAUGAUCGAUCUAUUCUACACGGAAAAGGCGCAGCGUACGCCAAGCAGGAUGUAGAGCGCUUAUUACGGAAGCUCAUUGUGGAGGGGGUGUUGAUGGAAGAACUGGUUAUCACCGCUCAAGAUCAUGCAGUGUGCUAUGUCCAUCCUGGAAAGCGGGCCAAUGAUCUCAUGCAGGGCAAAUUGAAGAUUGAGCUUCAAAUCCACAACAAGACUGGCAGUAAAGUGAGUAAGAUAGGCCAGGAGACGCAGACGAAUAAACAGAAGCUGACCGAAGAGUGUUACAAGGAACUUCUGCAGCAAGCCAAGGAGACGGCCAAGGUGUACAAUGUGAACAACUAUGCCACAGUGUUCCCUAACCAUAUGUUGAGGGAAAUGGCAGAGGAGUUGCCUCUGACAGAUGAGGAGGCACAGAAACGUAUCACUGGUCUGACCAAACACAAGUAUGAGAAGUAUGGAUGUUACAGCUUUCUGGAAAUCACCACCAAAUACCUCUCACUCAUCUCCAGUUUACCGGAUGCUCCUGAGGAUGAUAUCAAAGACGACAGUGCUCUGGAUGAAUGGGAUUCUCCCUACUUUAACCCCAACUCCACCCACACAUCUUUUAGGGGCAAGAAGAAGACAGGCUUCAAGAAGAAGUAUUACAAGAAGACAGGUGGAAAACGUGGAGGGCGAGGAGGUGGGAGCUAUGGGGCACAGAAGUCCAAAGGAAGCAGCUUUUCCAAAGGUGGAAACUCAUUCAGUCAAUACUCAUAUGGUAACAAGACUAGUCGUGGUGGUCGAGGCAGCAAGACUGGGGGGCGUGGCAGCUCAUCAAGUAGCUACACCUCAGGAGGAGGUCGACUGGGCUUCAUGAACGAUCCAAAGCCAAAAUCAAGGUCUUUCCUCGGUGGAACUACAUCCUUGAUGUGAUCUGAUGUGAAAACUAACAAGCCAAGACUUACUGACGUAAUUCCCCCAGCCUUUGACAAGCCUCUGUGUUGCAUGCUUUUUAGCUCAACCUGUGAACAUUUAUUUUGUCUACAUAAAUACAUACUUAUUUAUAUUUUUGGAAAGCUCUCGCAUUUGGACAUUCAAGUAAAUUCUUCCAUAUCUGCAGAAAAAAUUAUUUCAAUAUCUAUGUCUUAGCUUGCCAAAAAAGUGUCAGCAGGUGAAAAUAUGGACUGUCCUUUGUGAUUUUCGUUUUCUGACAAAAAGCGUAAUUUGAAGUAUUUUUUAUAUGAUCUGUCUGUUG
Molecule: messenger RNA, 4305 nt
Organism: Liolophura sinensis
Lineage: Eukaryota; Metazoa; Mollusca; Polyplacophora; Chitonida; Chitonidae
Product: recQ-like DNA helicase BLM
Exons: 25
Coding region: 54-3983 (1309 amino acids)
Biological process (GO): DNA replication; double-strand break repair via homologous recombination
Cellular component (GO): nucleus; chromosome; cytoplasm
Molecular function (GO): ATP binding; four-way junction helicase activity; 3'-5' DNA helicase activity
Source: RefSeq, a predicted model, not a curated record